CCAGUGAUUCUCUUCUAGAGAAUAUUUUAAUUCUGUAAAAGAUUAUGGCAGUACGGCCCCGUGUGUAUCAACCUGCUAGUGCAGCACAGUGAGAGAUUUCCUAUCUGUGGCCGUCAACUGAAACAGUGUCCUGCCUACAGCUCUCAGCUCUGCGCCGGCUUGCCCAUUAUUGACCUCAUGAUGAGAGCGAUAGCCGGGCACAGAGGCACGCGCUGACAGAAAGGGCUGCUCCUCUGUGCUGACUUUAUUCCACUCAAUAGUUUGCUGGAGCUCCACUGGCAUGUUUUCACUGCUGCGACUCGAUGAACAUCAAAAGUCGUUUCUCCUCUCUGUCACUCAGGCUAACAACUAAACAAGGAUGGACCAUGGAGACAGAGGGAUGAGGGUGUCUGACCUUCGCUAUGAGGAAGAGGAUGACCAUCAAUCUGUCUACAUCGGCGUCCCCGUGUCGCGUGGGUUACGCCGCAAACGGAGGCGACGGCGGUCGAGUCGAGAGGCUCAGGACAUGGAGCGGGACAGACACUACAGCCACAACAGAUACCAGGACCAUGACCGCUACAGAGACAUAGACAUUGAGGAAGGACUUAUGGACUCAGCUGAGCAGAGUCUACAAGACAUCAACCGCACAAUGUCUCCGGCAGCAGAGCGGCUACGCUACAUCCUGAAUGAAGACGACGACAUGCCCACGCCAACGCUCUUCACAGAGAUGGACACUUUGCAGCGAGAAGGUGACGAGCUGGAGUGGAAGGAGUCGGCCAGGUGGGUGAAGUUUGAGGAAAAGGUGGAGGAGGGAGGCGAGAGAUGGAGUAAACCCCACGUGUCCACGCUGUCCCUGCACAGUCUUUUUGAGCUCAGGACUUGUCUCCAAACAGGGACGGUGAUGCUGGACAUGGACGGCUACUCGUUGCCUCAGAUAGUUGAUGACAUAAUUGAGAGACAGAUAGAAGAGGGCAUGUUAUCACCUGAGCUGAGGGAGAAGAUCAGCUUUGUGCUCUUGAGGAAACACCGGCAUCAGACCAAGAAGCCGAUUCACCGCUCACUGGCCGACAUGGGCAAGUCCGGCUCCUCUGCAAGUCGGAGCGUACCGCCCAAAGGUGGAAUGGGUCCGGGACCAGGUCCAGGUCAGGGUCAAGGGCCGAACUUUAACCGAUCCACAGAAGAUCUACGUGUUAAGCAGCAAGCUGCUAACUACGGACGCCUACGUCAUGCUCAGAGCAGAAGUAUGAACGACAUUGCCGACACUCCCAGCACAGACCAGCUAAAAAACAAAUUCAUGAAGAAAAUCCCUAGAGACGCAGAGGCAUCCAACGUGUUAGUGGGUGAAGUGGACUUCCUGAACAAACCCUUCGUGGCCUUCGUCCGUCUGGUUCAGGCCACGACGCUCGGAGGGCUGACAGAAGUGCCAGUUCCCACCAGAUUCCUGUUUAUUCUGUUGGGUCCCCAAGGAAAGGCCAAGUCUUAUAAUGAGAUCGGCAGGGCUAUAGCGACCCUAAUGGUGGAUGAUCUUUUCAGUGAUGUUGCCUACAAAGCCAGAGAUCGGGAGGACCUGAUAGCCGGCAUAGAUGAGUUUCUGGAUGAAGUGAUUGUGCUUCCACCUGGAGAAUGGGAUCCCAAAAUCCGCAUUGAGCCUCCAAAGAAAGUCACCACAGCUGACAAAAGAAAGUCUGUGUUUUCCUUGAACGAGCUGGGACAGAUGAACGGCACGGCUGGAAAAGGGGGGGGUCUCUCUGAGGAUGAGGAGAUGCCGGCGCCGCAUGAACUGGGAGAGGAGCUGGCCUUCACUGGUCGUUUCUGUGGUGGCCUGUACCUGGACAUAAAGCGGAAACUUCCGUUCCUGCCCAGCGAUUUCUACGAGGGAUUCCACAUCCAGUCCAUCUCCGCUGUGCUCUUCAUCUACCUGGGCUGCAUCACUAAUGCCAUCACCUUUGGCGGUCUCCUUGGAGACGCCACGGACAACUACCAGGGUGUGAUGGAGAGUUUCCUGGGCACUGCCUUGGCUGGUUCUGUCUUCUGCCUCUUCGGCGGUCAGCCCCUCAUCAUCCUCAGUUCCACAGGACCCAUUCUCAUCUUUGAAAAACUCCUGUUUGAAUUCAGCAAGAACAACGGCAUAGACUACAUGGAGCUGCGGCUGUGGAUCGGCAUCCACUCGUGCCUGCAGUGUUUCAUCCUGGUGGCGUCAGACGCCAGUUACAUCAUCAAGUACAUGACCCGCUUCACCGAGGAGGGCUUCUCCAGCCUCAUCUCCUUCAUUUUCAUCUCGGACGCCAUCAAGAAGAUGGUGGGCUCUUUCAAGUACUACCCCAUCAACACCGACUUCAAGCCAGACUACGUCACCACUUACAAGUGCGAGUGCCUGGCCCCAGACCCGAUUCCAAUGCCAGAUAACAGCUCUAGUGUCUCUGGGUUGAAUGUGACAGCUCUGGACUGGAGUCAGCUGAGCAAGAAGGAGUGUCUGAAGUACGGAGGCUCUUUGGUCGGAAAGUCGUGCAAGUACGUUCCUGAUCUGGCCCUCAUGUCCUUCAUCCUCUUCUUUGGCACCUACUCCAUGACGGUCUCUCUGAAGAAGUUCAAGUUCAGCCGCUACUUCCCCACCAAGCUGAGGAAACUCAUCAGUGACUUCUCCAUCUUCAUGUCCAUCAUGACGUUUGUCGGGCUCGACAUGCUGGUGGGACUCAAAACUCCUAAGCUAAUAGUCCCAACUGAAUUUAAGCCAACACGGCCGGGCCGUGGCUGGCUGGUGAUGCCUUUUGGAAAGAACCCCUGGUGGAUCUACCUGGCCAGCUUCGUUCCAGCCCUCCUCGUGACGAUCCUCAUCUUCAUGGACCAGCAGAUCAGCGCCGUCAUCGUCAACCGCAAGGAAAACAAGCUUAAGAAAGGUUGUGGCUACCACCUGGACCUGUUCUGGGUGGGGGUUCUUAUGGCUGCUUGCUCGUUCUUGGGGCUGCCCUGGUACGUGGCUGCCACGGUCAUCUCCAUCGCCCACAUCGAUUCCCUGAAGAUGGAGAGUGAAUCCAGCGCUCCAGGAGAGCAGCCGCAGUUCCUGGGAGUCAGAGAGCAGAGAGUCACGGGCAUCUUGGUGUUUGUUCUCACUGGAGUGUCCAUCUUUCUCGCCCCAAUUCUGAAGUUCAUUCCCAUGCCUGUGCUGUACGGCGUCUUCCUCUACAUGGGUGUAGCUUCCCUCAGUGGGAUCCAGUUCUGGGACCGGAUCAAGUUGUACCUGAUGCCGUCCAAACACCAGCCGGACUUCAGCUAUCUCCGUCACGUUCCUCUGAGGAGGGUUCAUCUCUUCACACUUAUCCAGAUCAUAUGCCUGACCGUGCUUUGGGUCCUCAAAUCUACAUUCCUAGCCAUCAUCUUUCCUGUCAUGAUCCUGGGAUUGAUGGUGGUCCGGAAGGUGCUGGACAUGAUGUUCUCCCAGCAUGACUUAGCCUGGCUGGACGACCUGUUGCCUGAGAAAGAGAAGAAGAAGAAGGAAGACGACAAGAAGAAGAGGAAGGAGAAGGACAAGAAGAAGCCGAAAACAGACGACAGGGAGGAGGAGGAGAAGUACCACGGCUACUCCAACCACUCGCCCAGCUCCGAGUCGGACCUGGAUCGCAGGUACUGUGUUCUAAAGCUGCACAUCCCCUACAGAGACCUGGUCUACCCCGACGUAGCGCAGUCUCAGUGGGGAGCGUACUGCCAGCGCGCCGCAACACGUAGUGUAUUUUAACACAUACCCGCAUGUCAUCCCAAACAGGAAAUCUGCACAAUGUAAAGGGUCAGUUCACAAAAAUGACAAUUAAACAAUGCUCUCCCUUAGACUUUAUUUCUCUGUGGUUCACAACAGAAAGUUUUUACUCUUUAUUUGAGCUCAUUCCAUCCUGUUCCUGCUUCCACAGCAUUUCAGAAUAAAUAUUCUGGCUUGCUGUGGAAAAAGUCUCUGUAUUUAAAUACUCUGAAUUUAAAUUUCCUGUUUAUCUUGUUGCAUUUGUUUUCCCCACUGGCUCCAUUCAGACCUUAUAGCUUCACACAAUUGAUUAAAAAAAGCAUAAGAUAUACAUAAACUAUGGUGAAGAAAAAACAAUACAUUUUGUUUGAAGCAGUAUUGUGAAAACAUAUUAGCCCCUUCACAGACUUACAGGCUUUUUUUUAGAUUUGCUUUUUGUCACAUUUAAAUAUUUCAGAUCAUUAAACAUGUUAAUAUCAAGCAGAAAUAACCUGAAUAAUUACAAAAUACUGUUGUAAAAUUAUGAUUAAAGCUAUUUAACCAACUGGGUUAAUGUAAAAAAAAAAAAAAAAGUAAAAGGGGGAAACAACACUGGUCAAAACAAAUUAAUGAUUGUGAAGAAUUUUUGGAAAAUCACAAAAUAAAAAGUGUACUUAUUUGGAACGUGUGGUUAAACCAACAUGUUAUUUUAAUAAAAUAACGUCAUAUUUCACAUUUUGUCACAUUCUAGGCACAAACCUUUGGGUAUUUUCUUUGAGAUUUUAUGUGAUAGAUCAACAGAAAGUAGCCUAUAGGUCAUAGUUUUUCACAAACAAAAUUUAGAGGAAUAUGCCAUGCAAAAGCAAUAAUUUUCAAUAAAUUAAAAUACACUUUUUGAUAAGCCUUGCUUGUCAGAAGGUUGUUUUCCAAAAGGUGCUAUCAAUCUAAGCAGGAAUGAAACAUACCUUUCAUUAAUCCCACAUUUUCUGUAACAAUGUUUUUAAUGCUCUAAUGUAAUAUCCUGAUCAUGAAAGUCAUGUUCUCUUUAGCUGUACAAUAUAAAACAGAUAGUCUUUGAAAAAAAUCAGGCUUUUCUGCCUUCUCCCAGUGCUAACUAGAAACAGCCAAUCAGAGCCAGGAGGCGGGUCUUAGCGCUGUCAAUCACCCUUCUUCCUGAUAGCAGAGUCUGUCAUGAAAGGUAAUGCUAGUUAGCAUGGCCACCGAUGAUGACAGAUUAUCGGUUUUCCUGUAAUGGUGAGUUGU
This is a messenger RNA of Poecilia latipinna (sailfin molly), 4951 nucleotides long. RefSeq names its product solute carrier family 4 member 5a (gene slc4a5a). Lineage: Eukaryota; Metazoa; Chordata; Actinopteri; Cyprinodontiformes; Poeciliidae. The record is from RefSeq and is a predicted model, not a curated record. Gene Ontology annotation, biological process: transmembrane transport; monoatomic anion transport; bicarbonate transport. The coding region runs from base 359 to 3712 and encodes 1117 amino acids. The transcript is spliced from 25 exons. Gene Ontology annotation, cellular component: plasma membrane. Gene Ontology annotation, molecular function: solute:inorganic anion antiporter activity; monoatomic anion transmembrane transporter activity; sodium:bicarbonate symporter activity.